Messenger RNA from Nyctereutes procyonoides (raccoon dog), 878 nucleotides. It is a transcript of the gene DYDC2, whose product is annotated as DPY30 domain containing 2. The transcript is spliced from 4 exons. The record is from RefSeq and is a predicted model, not a curated record. Gene Ontology annotation, cellular component: Set1C/COMPASS complex. NCBI's taxonomy places the organism in Eukaryota, Metazoa, Chordata, Mammalia, Carnivora, Canidae.
CGCUGGGCGUCCGCGCUGGGCAUGCGCACACCCGACGCGCGCACCUACCGGCCCCGCGAGGCGCGUCCCGUCGCUAGGCAACGAGCGCGCGCCCCGGACCCAGGCGGCUCCCUGCACGCGGCCCACAAGAAUGGAAACUGAGUACCUGAAGAAGUGCUUCGGAAAUUGCCUGAGCCGGGCGCUGGUGGAUGUGGCGAAGGUUCGGCCCAGUGACCCUAUAGAGUACCUGGCUCACUGGCUUUAUCAUUACAGGAAAAUAGCUAAAGUAAAAGAGGAGGAGAGCCAAGCGAAGAUCCUGCUGCAGGAAGAAUAUGGUAAUAGCCUCAAAGAAACAGAAAUGACAGAAAUGCUGAAGCAAGAGGAGUGUCAGAUUCAACAGAAGAGUGAAAAGUCUCACAAGCCACUGAUAUCUGUAGCUAGUUCCACAAAGAAGACCGCAUUCAUACAAGAGAACACAAAACCCCUUGAGAAGGAUUCCACGAAACAGGACUCUCUGCCAGGUACUUCCAGUAUGAUUCCAGGAAUGCCUCAAUAGAUUCCUCCUCGAGAGUCAUCUGGCCAGACUGACUGUAAUGUCAAAACUCUGCAAGAAAUAAAUUACUAGGCUUUUCAGCAUGAAAUUGCUCCCCAAAUGUAUCCUGGCUCCAAAUUUCUUUCUUAAGUUAUCAAAAAGUGGAUGAUUCUCACGAUGCUUCUCCCAAAGCUGCAAACUGAGAAAAUGGCCAGAUAGGCGCUGAAGAUGGUAACUAUGUGGAUUAAACCAAGAUUGGAGGGCUGUGGAAGGAGGUGUCAUGCCAGGACUCUCCAGCCGAAGGUCUGUUCUAGUAGCUGUGAAAACACUUGAAUCAUGUAAACAUUUGAACUACUGAUAGGAUAAA